AAGCAGGUGGAGCUGGAGCUGCAGCAGAUUGAGCAGAAAUCAAUCCGGGACUAUAUCCAAGAGAGUGAAAACAUAGCAUCUCUGCACAAUCAGAUCACAGCCUGUGAUGCCGUCCUGGAGCUCAUGGAGCAGAUGCUGGGAGCUUUUCAGAGCGACCUCAGCUCCAUCAGCUCUGAGAUCCGGACCCUUCAGGAACAGUCAGGGGCCAUGAACAUCCGACUUCGUAACCGACAGGCAGUUUGGGGAAAACUUGGGGAACUCGUCGAUGGGCUACUGGUGCCCUCUGCUCUGGUCACGUGAGUCACUGGUUUGAAGGGUCAUAAUGUCCAGAGAAGGUUCCUGGAGCAGCUACAGGAGCUGGAUGCCAAGGCAGCUGCGGUCAGAGAGCAGGAGGCGAGAGGCACCGCUGACUGUGCAGAUGUCAGAGGCGUGCUCGACCGGCUCCGGGUCAAGGCAGUGACGAAGAUCCGUGAGUUCAUUCUCCAGAAGAUUUACUCCUUCAGAAAGCCGAUGACCAACUAUCAGAUCCCCCAGACAGCCCUGCUGAAGUACAGGUUUUUCUAUCAGUUCCUGCUGGGCAAUGAGCGUGCUACAGCCAAGGAGAUCAGGGACGAGUAUGUAGAGACACUGAGCAAGAUCUACCUAUCCUACUUCCGCUCCUAUGUGGGGCGGCUCAUGAAAGUGCAGUAUCCAUUUGAAGCCCUCUUCCGCAGCCAGCACUAUGCCCUCCUCGACAAUUCUUGCCGUGAAUAUCUUUUCAUCUGUGAAUUUUUCGUCGUCUCUGGCCCAGCUGCACAUGACCUGUUCCACGCUGUCAUGGGCCGCACACUCUCUAUGACACUGAAACACCUGGAGUCCUACCUGGCUGACUGCUACGACGCCAUUGCUGUUUUUCUCUGUAUCCACAUUGUUCUCCGGUUCUGCAACAUUGCAGCAAAGAGGGACGUCCCUGCCCUGGACAGGUACUGGGAGCAAGUGCUUGUCUUGCUGUGGUCUUGGUUUGAGCUGAUCCUGGAGAUGAAUGUCCAGAGUGUCCGCAGCACUGACCCCCAGUGCCUUGGGGGACUGGACACUCGGCCCCACUAUAUCACAGGCUGCUAUGCUGAGUUCUCCUCUGCGCUUGUCAGCAUCAACCAGACCAUCCCCAAUGAAUGCACACUACAGCUGCUGGGACAGCUACAGGUGGAGGUGGAGAAUUUUGUCCUCCGAGUGGCUGCAGAGUUCUCUUCCAGGAAGGAGCAGCUUGUGUUUCUCAUCAACAACUAUGACAUGAUGCUGGGCGUGCUGAUGGAGCGGGCUGCAGACGACAGCAAAGAGGUGGAGAGUUUCCAGCAGCUGCUCAAUGCUCGGACACAGGAAUUCAUUGAAGAGUUGCUGUCUCCCCCCUUUGGGGGUCUGGUGGCGUUCGUGAAGGAGGCUGAAGCCUUGAUUGAGCGUGGGCAGGCUGAGCGGCUCCGAGGGGAGGAAGCCCGAGUCACUCAGCUGAUCCGUGGCUUUGGUAGUUCCUGGAAGGCGUCAGUGGAGUCCCUGAGUCAGGACGUAAUGUGCAGUUUUACCAACUUUCGAAAUGGAACCAGCAUCAUCCAGGGGGCGCUGACCCAGCUGAUCCAGCUGUACCACCGCUUCCACCGGGUGCUGUCCCAGCCCCAGGUCCGCGCGCUCCCUGCCAGGGCCGAGCUCAUCAAUAUCCAUCACCUCAUGGUGGAGCUGAAGAAACACAAGCCGAACUUCUGA
Grammomys surdaster is the source of this 1734-nucleotide messenger RNA. RefSeq names its product vacuolar protein sorting-associated protein 52 homolog. The transcript has 15 exons. Gene Ontology annotation, cellular component: GARP complex. Gene Ontology annotation, biological process: Golgi to vacuole transport; retrograde transport, endosome to Golgi; endocytic recycling. The record is from RefSeq and is a predicted model, not a curated record. Lineage: Eukaryota; Metazoa; Chordata; Mammalia; Rodentia; Muridae. Gene Ontology annotation, molecular function: syntaxin binding.